Molecule: messenger RNA, 864 nt
Organism: Heterocephalus glaber (naked mole-rat)
Lineage: Eukaryota; Metazoa; Chordata; Mammalia; Rodentia; Bathyergidae
Product: butyrophilin subfamily 2 member A1-like
Biological process (GO): T cell receptor signaling pathway; regulation of cytokine production
Cellular component (GO): external side of plasma membrane
Molecular function (GO): signaling receptor binding
Source: RefSeq, a predicted model, not a curated record
AUGAGAUCAACAUGUCACAAGAAAGCUUGACCUUGAUGAGAACAGAGGGGCCCAGUCUACUCGGUUGACUUGUCCCUCUUUCCCCCCAGGCUUGGUGCCUUCUCACCCUGGUGACUCCAUGCUGGGUGCUUAUGGAGCCCCCAGCUUCUCUGCACUUCAGCCAGGCGACCUCCCUGAUCCUCCCCAUCUUCAGCCUACUUGUGCUGGUCUCAGGUCAGUUUACUGUCGUGGGGCCAGCUGGUCCAAUUUUGGCCGUGGUGGGAGAAAACACCACAUUACCCUGCCACCUAUCACCCGACAAAAAUGCUGAGGACAUGAUACGGUGGUAUUGGUCUCAGUUCUCCCCUGCAGUGCUUUUGUAUAAGGGCAGGAGAAAGAGGACAGAAGAGCAGAUGGAGGAGUACCAAGGAAGAACCACCUUUAUGAGUAAAGACAUCAGCCAGGGGAAGGUGGCACUGGUUAUCCACAAUGUCACAGCACAUGAGAAUGGUAUGUACCGCUGUUACUUCCAGGAGGGCAGGUCCUACGACAGGGCCAUCAUGCACCUCAGAGUGGCAGGUAAGUCACUUCAUUUUGCUCUGCUGCCUCUUCCCAGUGUGACUUUUGGGGAAAGUUUAUCUCCUAACCCUGGGCCAUUGUAAACCAGCCAAUUUUUGUUGCAAUCCCUCCACACAAAGAAGGUAGCUUCCUCUUGCUCAGGGGCUCCAUGAAUGUGUUUGCUCUGAUAAGCUAUGGGCAUUGCUUCUUGAGAGGCACACAGAACUUAGCUAUGGACUUCAGCAGAGAGAACAAGUAAUUCCUGAGGAUAAUUCCCAGGCCGGCUUUAUUAUUGAAACUGGGCACUUCUGAAAGUGAGAGAAGCCA